Staurois parvus is the source of this 355-nucleotide messenger RNA. The record is from the annotation of a GenBank genome assembly. NCBI's taxonomy places the organism in Eukaryota, Metazoa, Chordata, Amphibia, Anura, Ranidae.
UAUCCCCCAAAUGUCAGGACAGUACAAUAUUAUGUCAGAAAAUUCAGAAAAGUACAGAUAUCCCCCAAAUUGUCAGGACCAGUAAGAUAUCCCCCAAAUGUAUCAGGACAGUACAGAUAUCCCAAAAUGUCAGAACAAAUAAAAAUAUCCCCCAAAUGUCAAACAAUACAAUAUCCCCCCCAAAAUUCAGGACAUAAAUAAAAAUCUCCCCAAAUGUCAGGACAGUACAGAUAUCCCCCAAAUGUCAAGAACAGUACAGAUAUCCCCCAAAAUAAAAAGAAUAAAAAAUAUCCCCCAAAUAUAGGAUAGUUCAAUUCCCCAAAUGUCAAUAAAACAGUAAUAGAUAUACCCCAAA